AUGUUCGUAUGGGUGGAGGAGCAUCCCAAUGAUAAGGAGGGUGGGCAGAGGAAAGCGCGUAGUCGGGGCCGGGGCAAGGGACGCGGACGACCUCAAUACCAUCACCAGCACCGUGGCAGUCAUGCAGGAACUCCCCCGUCCAAUAAUUUUGUUAAUGCUGAGCCGCCAGUCAUGGCCAGGCAACCUCCUGGGCCACGCAUGCCAGAUGGAACUAGAGGAUUUUCCAUGGGUCGGGGCAAACCAGUUGCUGUUAACAUUGGUUAA
This is a messenger RNA of Ilex paraguariensis (yerba mate), 264 nucleotides long. The record is from the annotation of a GenBank genome assembly. Lineage: Eukaryota; Viridiplantae; Streptophyta; Magnoliopsida; Aquifoliales; Aquifoliaceae.